This is a messenger RNA of Brachypodium distachyon (stiff brome), 1089 nucleotides long. Its product is annotated as serine/threonine-protein kinase SAPK7-like. Gene Ontology annotation, molecular function: ATP binding; protein serine/threonine kinase activity. Lineage: Eukaryota; Viridiplantae; Streptophyta; Magnoliopsida; Poales; Poaceae. The transcript is spliced from 9 exons. The record is from RefSeq and is marked provisional. The coding region runs from base 1 to 1089 and encodes 362 amino acids. Gene Ontology annotation, biological process: protein phosphorylation; intracellular signal transduction.
AUGGAGAAGUACGAGCUCGUCAAGGACAUCGGCUCGGGCAACUUCGGGGUCGCGCGGCUGAUGCGGAACAGGGAGACCAAGGAGCUCCUCGCCGUGAAGUACAUCCCGCGCGGGCAGAAGAUUGACGAGAAUGUGGCGAGGGAGAUUAUAAACCACCGCUCGCUACGGCACCCUAACAUAAUCCGGUUCAAGGAGGUUCUGCUCACUCCUACUCACCUUGCCAUCGUCAUGGAGUACGCGGCCGGCGGGGAGCUUUUCGAUCGGAUCUGCAGCGCCGGCAGAUUCAGCGAGGAUGAGGCGAGGUAUUUCUUCCAGCAGCUAAUUUGCGGUGUUAGCUACUGCCACUUCAUGCAAAUUUGCCACCGGGACUUGAAAUUAGAGAACACGCUGCUGGAUGGCAAUCCAGCUCCGCGCCUCAAGAUCUGCGACUUUGGAUACUCCAAGUCAUCGCUGCUGCACUCGAAGCCCAAGUCCACGGUUGGGACUCCGGCAUACAUUGCUCCGGAGGUGCUCUCUCGUCGGGAAUACGACGGCAAGAUGGCAGAUGUGUGGUCUUGUGGAGUGACCCUAUAUGUGAUGCUUGUUGGUGGAUACCCUUUUGAAGACCCUGAUGAUCCCAAGAAUUUCCGAAAGACGAUUGGGAGAAUUGUGUCAAUUCAAUACAAAAUACCAGAGUAUGUCCACAUAUCACAAGAUUGUAGGCAACUCCUCUCUAAGAUCUUUGUCGCGAAUCCUGCGAAGAGAAUAACAAUCAGGGAGAUCAGAAACCACCCUUGGUUUCUGAAGAACUUGCCUAGAGAGCUAACAGAAACGGUACAAGAAAAGUACUACAAGAAGGACAACAGUGCCCCGACCUUCUCAGAUCAAACCGUUGAAGAAAUCAUGAAGAUCGUUGAGGAUGCACGGGCGCCACCUCCAUCAUCUACUCCAGUGACUGGUUUCGGGUGGGCAGAGGAAGAAGAUCAAGAAGAUGGCAAGAGACCAGACGAGGAAGAAAAGAACGAUGAAGAUGAGGAAUAUGAUGUCGAGGACGAGUAUGAAAAGCAUGUGGAGCAAGUUCGUGCGAGCGGGGAGUUUCAGAUCCCCUGA